AUGGAAAACUCUACUCCUCUGAAUCAAGAAAAAGAAACUCAAGAGCCAAAGGAAGCAGAGGAACUAUGGGAAGGAGCAGCAGCAGCUUCUCCCCAGGAUCCUGGUUUCCUGGCACCUGAGUGCCUGGAAGAGGAGCCAAGAUCAGACACUGAACCCCAUCGCAGAAUGAGCCCCUCUUGGGGCCGCCAGUCUAGAGCCAGCCUGUCUCUGGAAGACCUCACCGGACCAUUAGUGUCAUCCUCUCCUCCUCUGCUUCCUUCAGUGUUUCCUUCCACUCCUCCCCUUAUUGCAUCUCUGCAGGACCGUGUGGCUUCAUCACCGGCAGAGAGGGUCCCUGGUGGGAUUUCUGACUCUGCGACACCUCAUUCUGAUGCCUGGGAUUCAGCUUCUGCUGCAAGACAAAUAACUUCUCACUACAUGAGCCAAUCAGAGGAAAGCGCCUUCCCCCAGUCUCAGCCACUGCAGUUUGACCUGCGUGGGCCAGGGGAUGCCAGCCCUGACAAGCCCAAGGUCAAAGGGCUGAGAUUCGACCUUUUACAGGAGGAAGACUCAAACAGUAACUGUGAUCCAGAUCAGCCUGAGUUUGGGGCCAAUGAAGCCGCCCCCAGUAUGCUUGAAGUGGCCAUUCAGAAUGCAAAGGCGUACCUACUGAGUACAAGCAGCCAGUCUGGUUUAAACCUAUAUGAUCAUCUUUCCAAUGUGUUGACCAAGAUAUUAGAUGAGCGUCCUGCAGAUGCUGUUGACAUCAUUGAAAAUAUAAGCAAAGAUGUGAAAAUGGCAAAUUUUAAUAAAAAAUUAGAUACACUCCACAAUGAAAAUGAGAUGCUUCCGGCAUAUGAAAUAGCAGAGAAGCAAAAGGCUCUUUUUCUCCAGGGACAGGUGGAAGCCACUGAUCCAGAACUGGAGGAGGAAAUUGCAGAAAGCUCUCUGCCCAAUGUGAUGGAAUCAGCUUAUUAUUUUGAACAAGCUGGAGUUGGUUUGGGGACAGAUGAGACUUACCGGGUGUUUCUUGCCCUCAAACAACUGACUGACACCCACCCAAUCCAAAGAUGCCGCUUCUGGGGCAAGAUCUUGGGUCUGGAAAUGAAUUACAUUGUUGCUGAAGUGGAAUUUCGUGCUGGUGAAGAUGAGGAGGAGGUGGAAGAGGAAGGGGUAGCAGAAGAGAGGGACGCUGGAGAGAGUGAAGCUGGUGAAGGCGAAGAGGAUGAAUUGCCCAAGUCCGAGUAUAAGGCCCCGCAGGCUAUCCCUAAGGAGGAAAAUAGAACAGGUACCAACAAGUAUGUCUAUUUCGUUUGCAAUGAACCUGGAAGGCCGUGGAUGAAGUUACCUUCAGUUACACCUGCACAAAUUGUUACUGCAAGAAAAAUCAAGAAAUUUUUCACUGGGCGACUAGAUGCGGCCAUCAUAAGCUACCCACCCUUCCCAGGAAAUGAAAGCAAUUACUUAAGAGCACAAAUUGCCCGAAUUUCAGCAGGGACCCACGUCAGUCCUCUAGGGUUUUAUCAGUUUGGGGAAGAGGAAGGAGAAGAAGAAGAGAUGGAAGGUGGUCGAGACAGCUAUGAGGAAAACCCCGAUUUUGAAGGCAUCCAAGUGACUGAUCUGGUGGAAUCUCUAUCCAAUUGGGUCCAUCAUGUACAGUACAUUCUUCCUCAGGGUCGCUGUACUUGGUUCAAUCCUAUACAAAAAAAUGAGGAGGAAGAAGAGGAGGAAGAUGAAGACAAAGAAGAAAAGGGAGAGGAGCCUGACUACAUAGAACAAGAAGUGGGUCCUCCUCUUUUGACACCAAUCUCUGAAGAUUUAGAUAUUCAGAAUAUACCCUCCUGGACAACACGGCUGUCCUCAAAUCUCAUUCCACAGUAUGCUAUUGCUGUCCUUCGAUCCAAUCUUUGGCCUGGAGCAUAUGCCAUUUCUAAUGGCAAGAAGUUUGAAAACUUCUACAUAGGUUGGGGUCAUAAAUAUAGUGUGGAGAAUUACACACCCCCAGGCCUGCCACCAGUCUAUCAAGAAUAUCCCAGUGGACCAGAAAUUACAGAAAUGGAUGAUCCUAGUGUGGAUGAGGAACAGGCUUUCAGGACUGCACAAGAGGCCAGUGUACUUUCAGCUGACGAGAAUGAAGAAACUGAAGAUGAAGAAGAAGACGAUGACGACUAA
Cricetulus griseus (Chinese hamster) is the source of this 2151-nucleotide messenger RNA. NCBI's taxonomy places the organism in Eukaryota, Metazoa, Chordata, Mammalia, Rodentia, Cricetidae. The record is from RefSeq and is a predicted model, not a curated record.